UAACAUUGGAUAAAUUCGUUGCCAUAAAACUAUUUUGCGUUGUGGGAUUUGCAACUCUGUCACUUAAAUUGUGAAUGAUAAGAGUAAUAAGAAGUAGCAUUCCAGAAUUUGCCGGCAUCAACAUUGACUUUUCAGAUUAAUUUAUAAUACAAAUAUUUAAUUAAAAUGCCGCUUAAUGUAAAAUUAAAUAAUGAAAAAUCUCCCGACUCAGAAUCUCCACUAAACAGAGCUGACAAUGAAACGAAAGCUGAAAAUGGCACUAAAGCUCCAGAUGUGAAGCCUACUAGUGAGGAAGUGACAAAAGCAAGCUAUGAUUUAUCGAAAUUCAAACUAACACGUAUACUACAAAAUAAUACAUUACGCAAAACCAUAGCGCUACUUGGCACAUUUCCUGAUGUUUCCGAUAAUGAUUUGGCCGUUCUGUUGCUGGAGAAGCAAGCAUUUAAGGAACAAGAUGUGCAAACAGCACAUGAUAAUACCUUAGAAACUGUGCCCAGUAUAUUUAGUGACGCGCUACAAGUCUGUACUGAGUUUAUUAACAACAUUUAUGGCAGUUUUAAAUGUGUUCCAAGUGCUGAGUUAAAUAGCAUUAAGACGACUGUAGUUUAUCCAGCUACAGAAAAGCAUAUUGAAAAGUAUUCAAUAACUCAAAAAUAUCUGAUUGCCGAAACUCCAGCGCUUUAUGAGCAACUAACUUUACCCUAUAUAACGAAUAGCCAGUUUAGUUUAGACUGGGUAUACAAUAUAUUAGAACAUCGGCAGGAAACAGAUCGCAUAGUAUACGAAGAUUCAAAUCCCGAAAAAGGAUACAUACUUUUACCCGAUCUGAAAUGGGAUGGCAAAACUUUAGAAACUCUUUAUUUGCUUGCCAUUGUACACAAGCAUAAUAUUAAAUCUUUACGUGAUCUCAACGAUUCACACUUACCGCUUUUGUAUAAUUUGCGCGAUGGAAUAUCAAAAGCUAUAGAGAAGCGUUAUGGAUUGUGUUAUUCACAGUUACGUAUGUAUUUCCAUUAUCAACCAUCAUUCUACCAUUUGCACUUGCAUAUAAAUCCAGUGCGAGGUGAUGCGCCUGGAAUUUGGUGUGAAAAAUCACAUAUGCUGGAUACGGUUAUAACUAAUAUUGAGUUAAUACCAGACUAUUAUCAGCGUGCAACAUUGCCAUUUGUUUUGUUUGAGGGUUGUAAGUUACUUGAUGAAUUUGAAGAAAAAGGCGCCGUCCGAAAAUCCGCUGAAAAAGUAAACAAUAAAGAGAAAUUAAAUGAUGCAGUGGAAAAAGGUUGUACAGAUGAAUCAGUUGAUGAACCCCAAGUUAAAAAAAUAAAGAUUGAUAAGUCCGUCAAAGAUACAGAAGAAUCUCCAAUUGAAAAGUAAAAAAUAAACGGUGGAAACCCCAGAGCAUAUUUACUUCUCCUCUGCAGAGAAGUAAUUAUUUUUAUUUAUAAUAAACAUUUGACAUCGGAUACUGUAAUAAAUGAAAAGUACUGGAAAAAUUAGUGAACAA
This is a messenger RNA of Ceratitis capitata (Mediterranean fruit fly), 1504 nucleotides long. RefSeq names its product m7GpppX diphosphatase (gene Dcps). The transcript is spliced from 4 exons. The record is from RefSeq and is a predicted model, not a curated record. Gene Ontology annotation, molecular function: hydrolase activity; RNA 7-methylguanosine cap binding. Gene Ontology annotation, biological process: deadenylation-dependent decapping of nuclear-transcribed mRNA. Gene Ontology annotation, cellular component: nucleus; P-body. Bases 166 to 1374 code for a protein of 402 amino acids. NCBI's taxonomy places the organism in Eukaryota, Metazoa, Arthropoda, Insecta, Diptera, Tephritidae.